AUGCGUUUCUCCGCCAUUGCCGUUUCCGCCGCCGUCUUCGGUGUUGCCAUGGCUGUCCCCGCCGUUGUCUACGAGACUGAGGUCGUCACCAUCACCUCUUGCGCUCCCGAGAAGACCAACUGCCCGGCUCGUGCUACCGCCACCUCCGCCGAGGUUGUCCCGACCGUUGCCCCCGUCGAGUCCGUCCCGGUCUACACCUCGGCCCCGGUCGCCUCCUCCCCAGCUGUCGAGCCUGUCGCAUCUGUCCCAGCUGCCGGAUCAUCUGCCCCAGUUGAGUCCGUCACCAUCCCGGCCAGCUCCACCGUCGCUGCCGUUGAGACCCCCGCUGUCAGCUCCCCAGCUGCCGGAACCGGCUCUGUCUCUGCCCCGGCUGCUGUCCCCACCUCUGCCACCGGAACCGUCAAGGCCCACGAGUCAAUUCCUCCCGUUCCCUUGAGCACUGGUGUCUACUCAUGGACCCCCUCAGCCUCUGCUGGCCUUCCUUCAGCUGCCCUCAACACCUCAACCCCGGUUGUUCCUUCAUCUCCUAGCGCCAGCGCUGUCCAGGACACCUUCGAGGGCGCUGCUGCCGCCAAGGGCUUCUCCUUCGCUGCUGUGGCCCUCGCCGCCGCUGCCUACGUCCUUGUUUAA
Morchella importuna is the source of this 630-nucleotide messenger RNA. RefSeq lists its product as uncharacterized. The transcript has a single exon. Bases 1 to 630 code for a protein of 209 amino acids. The record is from RefSeq and is a predicted model, not a curated record. NCBI's taxonomy places the organism in Eukaryota, Fungi, Ascomycota, Pezizomycetes, Pezizales, Morchellaceae.